Messenger RNA from Hydractinia symbiolongicarpus, 5768 nucleotides. RefSeq lists its product as uncharacterized. The transcript has 17 exons. NCBI's taxonomy places the organism in Eukaryota, Metazoa, Cnidaria, Hydrozoa, Anthoathecata, Hydractiniidae. Gene Ontology annotation, molecular function: chitin binding. Bases 112 to 5280 code for a protein of 1722 amino acids. Gene Ontology annotation, cellular component: extracellular region. The record is from RefSeq and is a predicted model, not a curated record.
GUCGGAAGACGGCUCAGCAAACUCACCUUUCACUUUCUCGUUUGCAAAAAGCUACACUCCAUGAAAAAACAGAUGCUGUUUAUUUCAAGCUGUUAGGAAAGGAAAGUGAAAAUGAGGAAGGAAAUAUUGACAAUAAUUUGUCUUGUACAGCUGUCUGCAGGAGCAUCAUGGUUUCGACGUUAUGAUUCAAAAAAGCCUUGCAUGGCUUUGGUUGAUGGGAAAUAUUCAAUAAGUGAUGUAUUCGCUUACAUGGAAUGCAAAGACCAUGUUGCAUCUAUAAAAACAUGCAAAGAAGGUCAAAUCUUUGAUCCUAAGCGAAAAGAGUGCAUAGAUUCAAGCAAGGUUACUAUAGAUACCAUCUGUGAAAAUCGAAAUAAUGGGAAUUAUCGCAACCCUUGGAACUGUCAUCAGUUUAUCAUGUGUGUUCAUGGCAAGCAGCAUACGUUUAACUGUUCCGUUAACACCUUAGUAUUUGAUCCAUACUCUAACAGAUGUGAAUAUCCUUCCAAAAUGCAAUGCAAGGAGAUUAAAACUCCAUCCAAUCCUUGCAGUGGUUUGCCAAAUGGAAAUUUUCCGUUGCGUGAUGUGUUUCGUUUUAUGACUUGCCAUGAAAAUAAAGCAUCGUAUUCACAAUGUCCAAAACAUACAAUGUUCGAUCCCAAUCAGGACAAAUGUGUCUCAAUAAAAAGCUACAACAAAAAAUUGUUUUGUAAGCAUCGUUCAACAUCAAACUGGCGUGAUCCAUGGAACUGUCAUGGCUUUAUUUCCUGCGUGCAUGGGGAAGUAUAUUUCAGAUCAUGUGCUUCAGCCCAGCCACCUUUAGUUUACAACCCAAAUUUAGAUCUCUGUGUUCAUAAUGGUGAAUUCCAGUGUGACCAAGAACUAGACUACGUGAAGUUUAAACAGUCCUCAGAAAAAGACAGCGAACCGUGUCAAACCCUGAAAGAUGGACAAUAUGCCAUACGUGAUGUUUUUAAGUACAUGACAUGUAAAGGAGGAAAAUCAACCUACACAGCCUGUCCCAAUAACUAUAUUUAUGAACCUGGAAGUCAGAAGUGCGUCUCCAUAGCCACUCAGUCAGUACCAAACUUUUGUCAGAAUAGAACUGAUGGUGACUGGGCAAAUCCCUGGAGUUGUCAUCGCUUUUUUAAGUGUCACAUUGGUAGAACACAUAACUUUCCCUGUCAACUAAAUAGUUUGGUUUUUGACCCAUAUCUAGAUGCAUGUGUGUACUCAAGUCAGUAUGGAUGUAAGCAAAUUGGAUCUAAUGUGGAAAAGGGUGACAUCUAUUCCUGUGCAACAAAAGGUGAUGCAGACUUUGUGAUACCUGAUGUUUUUGCCUAUUUAGAAUGUAAAAAACAUGUUGGGACCAUAAAAAAAUGCAAAAUUGGUGAUAUAUUUGAUCCAGUUCUUCUGAAGUGUGUUGAUGGUUCAAAAGUUAAUAUCAAGACAUUUUGUUCGCACCGCCCAACUAUGAACUACAGAGAUCCUUGGAAUUGUCAUAAGUUUCUUGUUUGUGUCCAUGGUUCUUCAGUACCUUUUGAUUGUCCAGUGUCAAGUUUAGUAUUUGAUCCUUACAACAACACAUGUGAACUUGCUAGCAAAUUCCCUUGCCAACAAUUAUCUGAACAAUCAGCAGCUGAUCCUUGUGAAACUUUAAAGGAUGGAGAUUAUGCGAUUCGGGAUGUUUUUAAGUAUAUGACAUGUACAGCAGGAAAAUCAAAAUAUAAAAAAUGCCCUGACAAUAACAUCUUUGAGCCUGGAAAGAGAGAAUGUGUAGAUAUAUCAACUCAAUCUGUUGAAAACUUCUGUCAACAUAGAAGUGAAGGUGACUGGGCAAAUCCCUGGAACUGUCAUGGAUUUUUUAAAUGCUUUCAAGGCUUAACACACAGUUUCAAUUGUCAAGUAGCCACUUUGAAUUACAAUCCAUACAUAGAUGCAUGUGUUUAUCCAAAUCAAUACCCAUGUAACCAAGUCAAGCCAAAAAUUUAUCAUAAUGGACCUACAAAUCCAUGUGCACAUCGCCCUGACGGCUGGUAUGAUAUACCUGACGUAUUUUCAUACAUGCAAUGCAAAGAUCAUGUUACAAAAUAUAUUAACUGUGCUGAUGGUCAGGUAUAUGAUAUAAAACAAAAGAAGUGUGUUGCAGGAUCAUCACUGACCAAAAAGAACUUCUGCAACAACCGCCAAUCUGGAAAUUUUAGAGACCCUUGGGACUGCCACAGUUAUGUAACUUGUGUCCAUAAAACAUUCAUUGAAAGACCAUGUGCUGUGAAAAGCUUGGUGUAUGAUCCCUACAAUGACCUUUGUGAAUUCCCCACUAAAUUUAAGUGCAAGCAACUUAAAGGUGAAAUAACACAAGCAGCUAAUCCAUGUGAUGGAAAAACAGAUGGAAAUUAUGCAAUACCAGAUGUAUUUAAGUAUCUAACAUGCAAAGGUGGAAAGGCAACAUACACUGCCUGUCCAGAUCAUAACAUAUUUGAUCCAUCAAGUGGAAAGUGUGUGAACAUAUACACGCAAUCUCUUCCUGCGUUUUGUCGUGAUCGAACUGAUGGCGAUUGGGCUAAUCCAUGGAACUGUUAUCAAUAUAUUACCUGCACAAAGGGAAACACACGAUCUUAUCCAUGUUUAAUCAAUGGCUUUGUUUUUAAUCCUUACCAAGAUGUUUGUGUUGAAUAUGGUGCGUACCCUUGUCAUCAAGCUGCACGGAACAAGAGAAUAGACACAGAUGUACAUCACAGAGAAGACAAAGUUACUUCAUCUUCUGAAACAAAGGUGGAUACCACAGUGGAGGACCCUUGCACCAAGUUACCUGAUGGGCGUUACCCAAUUCGUGAUGUUGCAAAAUAUCUCUAUUGUCAUUAUCAUCAUUCACAUUACAUUAGUUGUCGUGCAGAUCAAAUCUUUGAUGCAAGCAAGAAAACAUGCGUACCAAUUUCAUCCAUCACAUUAGAUAACUUCUGCAAGGGAAGACCUAAUGGAAACUGGCGUAAUCCCUGGAACUGCCACGAUUACAUUACAUGUCAUGCUGAAAGAUCUUUUGACCGUCCAUGCUCAGUUUUAACAACACUAAAUUACGACCCAACCAUUGACAUGUGUCAGUAUCCAUACAUACACAAAUGUGUAAACAUUACAGACGCUGAUGGACAUCACAGAGAAGACAAAGUUACUUCAUCUUCUGAAACAAAGGUGGAUACCACAGUGGAGGAUCCUUGCACCAAAUUACCUGAUGGGCGUUACCCAAUUCGUGAUGUUGCAAAAUAUCUCUAUUGUCAUUAUCAUCAUUCACAUUACAUUAGUUGUCGUGCAGAUCAAAUCUUUGAUGCAAGCGAGAAAACAUGCGUACCAAUUUCAUCCAUCACAUUAGAUAACUUUUGCAAGGGAAGACCUAAUGGAAACUGGCGUAAUCCCUGGAACUGCCACGAUUACAUUACAUGUCAUGCUAAAAGAUCUUUUGACCGACCAUGCUCAGUUUUAACAACACUAAAUUACGACCCAACCAUUGACAUGUGUCAGUAUCCAUACAUAUACAAAUGUGUAAACAUUACAGUUGCUGUCUUUGAAGAAACUAGUAAUCCGUGUCAAAACAAACAAGAUGGCGUCUACUCAAUCUCAGAUGUUUUUAAGUAUUUGACUUGUCAAGAUGGAAAACCAACGUACACAAAUUGUCCAAAACAUUCUAUGUUUGAUCCAACAAGCUCUAAAUGUAAACGGACAAAUGACAAGAUUGAUAAUAGCAUUGCAAGGUCUAAACCACUACCUGAUGUUUUGUGUAAAGAUAGAAGCGAUGGUCGCUACGGUAUUGCAGAUGUGUUCGCAUACUUGCAGUGUCAUGAAGAAAAGUCGGAAAUAGUGAAGUGUGAUAAAGAGAAGAUGUUCGAUGAAUUUGACUCCAAGUGUGAACCUGGUGCUGGCUACUCGAAAGAUGUCUUUUGCCUUUAUCGAAAGACUGGAAAUUACCGUAAUCCUUGGGAUUGCCAUAGCUUUAUCACCUGUGUGCAUGGCACAUAUAUGGAGAGACCUUGUCCGUCACCCUACUUGGUAUAUGAUCCGUACACAGAUCGCUGUGAAUAUCCAACACAAUUUCGAUGUACUCAUUUAGGAACAUAUCCAUGCUCUCCAGUACCUGGCUAUCAUGGAGGAAAAAAGUGGUGUACAAGCUCACCUGAUGGACAGUAUCCAUUGACAGAUGUCUUUAAAUAUGUUAUAUGUACAAACCACACGGAUGAUGUGCGUCAUUGUACAAAGGGCGCGAUAUAUUCACCAGUACAAAAGAAAUGUCUAACCACACUUACACCACAAAAUUUCUGCACAGAUCGAAAAUUGUGUGCUUGUAAUUGGAGAAACCCGUGGAAUUGUCACUAUUAUAUAACCUGCACUCAUGGCUAUUGGCAUGAUCGAACUUGUGCAACUAACUCAUUAGUCUACAACCCAGACCUAGACAAGUGUCAGUUCGCGAAGGAUUAUAACUGCACUGUGAUUAAGCGAACAUACCCAACCAACUCUUCAGCAAUCGCACCACAAAUUAAAGACAUCUGCACCACCUUACCUGAUGGCAACUACGCGACACGCGACGUAUUAAUGAUACUGCAAUGUAAAAAGCAUGUGUCGCAUAAAGUGGCGUGUGGAAAGGGACAAAUUUAUAUACCUGGCCAAGAAAAUUGCACUGAUGCAAGUAAAAUCAUACAAGAUGACUUUUGCAUGGGACGAAGUGAUGGCAAUUGGCGAGAUCCAUGGAACUGCCACGCUUUCUUUACAUGCCAUGCUGGCACAGGAUACAAAAGAAACUGUUCACUGGCUAUUCUGACUUAUGAUCCUGAUAUCGACAGCUGUGACUUUCCAAGUGUAUUUCCGUGUAAAAACGUUGAUACGGAAGUUUACCACGAGAAAGCUGUUGUAAUGCCAGAAGCGGUUGUUGCAGAAGCAGUGGGCGUAGACGAGCCUUGUGCAAAAUUAUCUGACGGCCACUACCCAGUCCGUGACGUGUUCGUUGUUAUGGUUUGUCGUUCACAUCGACAUCAAUAUGUUGCAUGCGGGAAAGGGGAAAUGUAUCAUCCUGCGCAAGAGAAGUGCGUCUCUGGAAAAGAAGUUUCUCUUCGAAACUUCUGCAAAGGUAGAUUCGAUGGAAACUGGCGCAACCCAUGGAACUGCCAUAACUACAUCACGUGCCAUGCAGAGAGGACAUUCGAUCGAAAAUGUUCAAAAGUAACCACGCUCAACUAUGAUCCGUACCACGAUGCAUGCGCAUACCCAGCCACCUUUCAAUGUAAACAAAUAUGAUGGGUUGCUUCACGAAAACUGACGGAAACUGACAACCAAGGAAUCUUUAUUAUCUAAUAAUUAGUUUUGUACUUUAUUUUUAUACUAUGUUUUUACUACUUAAAUUUUUGUUAUUUUUUAUAAAACAUUGGGUGUUGUAGUCUUUUUUUAGAAAUAAAUUUUUAACAACUUUUAGUGUAUACAACCACAGACUUGUGGCAUGUAGAUUAUGAUUCUUAAAUGUGUUUCAUUUUAUACCACGUCUUUAACAUUUGAACUUUUGGUUGCCCAAAAUUUAAUUUGCGUGCGUACCAUGAUUGCAGUAAUUAAUAUUUUUUUAAAAAUUGCUGAAUGUUGCCAAGGUUUACAUCAUUGUAGUUUUUAUCGCUUGUAGACAAACCCUUAAGUUUGACUAUACGUAAUUGUAGUUUAACCACAUGUAAACAAGCCCUUAUGGUGUAAUACGUCUUCUUUCUUGUUUUUAUUAUCAUAAAAAGAGAGUAUUUGAA